Pseudovirgaria hyperparasitica is the source of this 1178-nucleotide messenger RNA. RefSeq lists its product as uncharacterized. The record is from RefSeq and is a predicted model, not a curated record. The coding region runs from base 372 to 1178 and encodes 268 amino acids. NCBI's taxonomy places the organism in Eukaryota, Fungi, Ascomycota, Dothideomycetes, Acrospermales, Acrospermaceae. The transcript is spliced from 2 exons.
CCUUGAGGUCCGCGGUGGUAAGUGAUGAUUCUUAUGUCUGUCUGUCUGUCUGUCUGUCUGUCUGUCUGUCUGUCUGUCUGUCUGUCAUAGAAUAUGAUGUUGGGCGUGUGAGAUGCCGCCACGUCCCGUAUCUGCGCCCGAUUCUCAAUAGUCGUUUUGAGGCAUUUGACGACGCGCUGAUCUGUUUUGAGACUCGGGCAUCGUCAACGAUUUCGACGCGUCUGCGAUGGAUGGUGUGGUAUAUCAAGUAGACGUGCCCACCCUGCUUCCUGCCUUGCAUCGUCGCGUUGGACUCGCAUCACUCACUACACAACACAACACAACGCCAUCGCAAGUUGCGAUAUCCGGAAAAAGAAACAAAAAAGAAAAUCAUGCUUCUCAUCACACUCCUCUCCUCCAGCGCGCUCGCUCACGCCGCUGCCCUCGCAUACCCAGCCGACCCACCACCACCACCAUCCUCCACACCCACAUCCACACCCUCCUCAAUCUCAUCCUCUCCCUCAUCCUCACCCUCCUCCAAACCAUCCUCCUCCUCCUCCUCCAAAUCCACCCCCACCCCAAACCCCCAAAAACUCACGCACCCAACCCCCUACACCCCCUACGACACAAACACCUCCCCCCUCGACCCCCUCUGCACAAACCCAGACUCAAACACCACAACCACCGCCUCCCCCCUCUGCCACACCCCCAUCUGCGCCCUCUCCCCACUCAGCACACCCCGCCACGCCCCAACACACACCCACUGCGCCCUCGCCCUCGCCGGCAUAGUACGCAUCCCCGACGCCGUGAACGGCGAAGACGCAUUCGCACGGCUAGACUACCUCAGCUGGGACACCGGAAACGGAAACGGAAACGGGGCAAACAGGACCUGCACGCCACAACUCGAAGCAUAUGGCGCGGACGCACGCAGCCGUGUGCCGUGGUGGCGGUUCAGUGCGUGUGGGGCGGGGGUGGAUGUUGAGGGGGGUGCGGAGAGGGUGUAUGUGCGUGGGGUGCGAGGGGGGCGUGUGGGGGGAGGGGUGACGGGGGAUGUGAGGGUUGUGGUUGAGGAGGCGAGGGUGCGGAAUUGCUGUUUGAAUUUUGAGAGGGCUGUGGAUGUGCCUGGGUGGCCGUUUUGUGGUAUUAAGACUCUAGAAGAUAUUAGAGAAUCUAUUAAGGAUAGAGAUGUCAAGUCUUAG